This is a messenger RNA of Cinclus cinclus, 1643 nucleotides long. RefSeq names its product dihydropyrimidinase (gene DPYS). Gene Ontology annotation, biological process: pyrimidine nucleobase catabolic process. The transcript has 10 exons. Lineage: Eukaryota; Metazoa; Chordata; Aves; Passeriformes; Cinclidae. The record is from RefSeq and is a predicted model, not a curated record. Gene Ontology annotation, cellular component: cytosol; cytoplasm. Gene Ontology annotation, molecular function: dihydropyrimidinase activity. Bases 1 to 1524 code for a protein of 507 amino acids.
AUGCCACCCCAAACCCGGGCUCGGCAGAGACUUUUGAUCAGAGGGGGGAAAGUUGUGAAUGAUGACUUGUCUGUGGUGGCUGACGUGUACGUGGAAGAUGGAGUGGUGCAGCAGGUGGGACCAAACCUAAACCUGGAGCCUUCAACUGGACUUGUUGUGCUGGAUGCAACCAACAAGCUGGUGAUCCCUGGGGGCAUUGAUACUCACACACACAUGGAGUUCCCUUUUAUGGGUAGCAGGUCAAAAGAUGACUUCUACACUGGAACCAAGGCAGCUAUAGCAGGAGGAACCACUAUGAUCAUCGACUUUGCCAUCCCUCAGAAAGGUUGUUCUCUUACUGAAGCUUUUGAUACAUGGAAAAGCUGGGCAGACCCUAAAGUCUGCUGUGAUUAUUCAUUGCACGUGGCAGUUACAUGGUGGAGCAACAAGGUGAAGCAAGAAAUGGAAAGUCUUGUUCAAAACGAAGGUGUCAACUCCUUCAAGAUGUUUAUGGCCUAUAAAGAUAUAUACAUGGUCAAUGAUGAGGAGCUGUAUGAAGCCUUUUCCUGCUGUAAGGACCUUGGGGCAGUUGCUCAAGUCCAUGCAGAGAAUGGAGAACUAAUUGCACAGGGUGCAAAGAAGAUGCUGGCAAUGGGAAUAACUGGUCCUGAGGGUCAUGAACUGUGUCGUCCUGAAGAAGUGGAAGCUGAAGCUACACAAAGAGCAAUUACCAUUGCAAAUGCUGUAAAUUGCCCCCUUUAUGUGGUCCACGUAAUGAGUAAAUCUUCAGCAAAGGUGAUAAGUAAUGCAAGAAGAGAAGGAAAGGUGGUUUAUGGGGAGCCUAUUGCUGCAAGUCUUGGCACUGAUGGUACCAACUAUUGGAAUAAAGACUGGGCUCAUGCUGCAGCAUAUGUGAUGGGACCCCCACUGAGACCAGAUCCAUCUACUCCUGGUUUCCUUAUGAACUUACUGGCCAAUGGUGAUCUGUCUGUGACAGGGACUGACAAUUGCACCUUUGACAUAUGCCAGAAAGCUCUGGGCAAAGAUGACUUCACAAAAAUACCUAAUGGAGUGAAUGGCGUGGAGGAUAGGAUGUCAGUCAUAUGGGAAAAGGGCGUUCACAGUGGAAAAAUGGAUGAAAACAGAUUUGUAGCUGUUACCAGCACAAAUGCAGCAAAAAUCUUUAACCUUUACCCAAAGAAGGGCAGAAUUGCUGUGGGCUCUGAUGCUGACAUUGUAAUUUGGGAUCCUAAAGCAACAAGGACAAUAUCUGCAAAGACACAUCACCAGGCAAAUAACUUCAAUAUAUUUGAAGGAAUGGUCUGCCAUGGGGUUCCAGUUGUGACAGUUUCAAGAGGCAAAGUGGUUUAUGAAGGUGGAGUUUUCAAUGUCACAGCAGGAGAAGGCAAAUAUGUCUCCCGUCCACCAUUCCCUCCAUAUGUCUACAAACGAGUCAGGCAGCGGGAACAGGUAUGUCAACCUGUUCCUGUCAAGAGGGCACCAUAUACAGGCACAGUCUCAGGAACAUCCGUCAUGCAAAAAUAACAGGCUUAUUCCCCAGUUGUGGCUCUUGCAGAUAAAAGCAAAUGAAAAUGACCUUGCUGCCCUCACCAGCAGUUCCUUCUGGGCCCAGCAAUCAAUCCACAAUCAGCUUCUCAAGAACC